Clupea harengus (Atlantic herring) is the source of this 9163-nucleotide messenger RNA. RefSeq names its product myotubularin-related protein 5. Gene Ontology annotation, cellular component: membrane; cytoplasm. Gene Ontology annotation, molecular function: guanyl-nucleotide exchange factor activity. The record is from RefSeq and is a predicted model, not a curated record. Lineage: Eukaryota; Metazoa; Chordata; Actinopteri; Clupeiformes; Clupeidae.
CGUGACGGUGUCUGGUUUAAUAAAGCCAAAAUAAAACUCUGUUUCUCUCUCUGUUUCUCUCUCUCCAUCUCUCCCUCCCCUCCCCCUCUCUCUCUCUCUGUAGGGGGUGGUGAGGGUCAAGGCCGGAUUCUCCAGCGUUUCCCAGAGAAGGACUGGGAGGAUAACCCCUUCCCCCAAGGCAUUGAGCUGUUCUGUCAGCCCAAUGGGUGGCAGCUGGAUGCUGAGAGGCUGCCCCCCUCCUUCUUCGUGUCCGUGCUGACGGACAUCAACUCCGAGCGUCAUUACUGUGCCUGCUUCACCUUCUGGGAGGCCGUAGACAACCCACAGCUGCAGAAGGAGGACUCGAGUGAGGUGGAUGAAAGAUGAGGGCCCGAGCUCUUUCAUCCGGCUCAGCUCUACGCCCCCAAGAGCCUGGUGGUGGUGUCCCGCCUCGACCACACUGAGGUGUUCAGGAACUGUCUGGGCCUGAUCUACACGGUUCAUGUGGAUGGCCUUAAUGUUCCCAUGGAAACGGUCAUCGGAAACCUCCUCACAUGCACCAUUCCCAUUGCCGGGGGCUCUCAGAGGACCAUAACCUUGGGGGCGGGAGACAGGCAGGUCAUCCAAACGCCAAUCAAUGAUUCCCUGCCUGUGAGUGGCUGCAGCGUGUCCCAGCUCUUCAGACAGCUCGGCAUAGUGAAUGUGCUGUACCUGUUUUGCGCUGCUCUGACGGAGCACAAGAUCCUGUUCCUAUCAAGCAGCUACCAGCGGCUCACGGACGGCUGCAGAGCCCUGCUGGCCAUCAUGUUCCCCCUCAAAUACAGUUUUACAUAUGUGCCCAUUCUUCCUGGGAAGCUGCUGGAGGUUCUCAGCACUCCCACCCCCUUCAUCAUUGGCGUCAAUUCCUUCUUCCGCUCCGAGACGCAAGACUUGUUAGAUGUCAUCAUCGCCGAUCUGGACGGUGGGACAGUGACCAUUCCGGAGUGUGUGCACAUCUCCCUGCUGCCCGAGCCGCUGCUGCAGCACACACAGACGGUCCUCUCCAUGGUCCUGGACCCUGAGCUGGAGGUGGCAGACCAAGCCUUUCCCCCAUCCUCCUUACAACCCUCAACACAGAAGAUCCAGGAUAAGGAGAUCCGUGGCGUGUUUCUCUGGCUCUUUGCACAGCUGUUUCAGGGGUACCGCUGGUGUCUACACAUCAUCCGCAUCCACCCUGAACCAGUCAUACGCUUUCACAAGGCUGCAUUCCUGGGCCAGCGAUCUCAGGCGGAGGACGACUUCCUGACUAAGGUUCUGGACGGGAUGGCUUUUGCCCGCUUCGUGUCAGAGAGGGGUCCGCCUUACCGCCCCACCGACCUGUUCGACGAUCUGGUAGCCAAUCAGGUGGAGCGGGAUUCGUCAGGAGGAUGGCAUUGCCACGUAAAGUGCUUGCACCACAUCAAGGAGCUUGCUGAACCGCUUUUUAAAAAUGAGAACCCGUACCCCGCUGUGGCCAUGCACAAGGUCCAGCGGCCGGGCGAUGUGCCCCAGACACGCCCCUCUGCCACCCCCACCUCCGCCUGCUUCCCCCACCUGGACGAGACGACGGUGCAGCUGUUCAUCGACCACGCCAACGCCAAGCUUAAUGGCGCCCCGCCCGUCGUCAGGCCCGAGAUGAAGAACCUGGUGCCCUCUGGGCCAACGCUAGUGGAAUUUGUGGACCGUGUUGGGACUGCACUGGCCAAUAGUGCGCGGCGGUUAGAGGUGGUACGGAACUGCAUCAACUACAUCUUCGACAACAAGAUGUUGGAAGCCAAGAAGCUGAUGCCAGCGGUGUUGCGAGCGCUGAAGGGCCGUGCAGCGCGUGUGUGUCUCACGCAGGAGCUCAACCAACACGUCCUGCAGAACCGAGCUGUGCUGGACGACCAGCAGUUUGAUUACGUCGUCCGCAUGAUGAACUGCACCCUGCAGGACUGCUCCCACAUGGACGAGCACGGCAUUGCAGCUGCCCUUCUACCCCUGGUCACUGCCUUCUGUCGAAAACUGGGGGGAGGCAUCACUCAGUUUGCCUACAGCUGUGUGCAGGAGCACAUGGUGUGGACCAACAUGCAGUUCUGGGAGGCCAUGUUCUACAGCGACGUGCAGAAACACAUUAGAUCUCUCUACCUGGAGACAGAGGAGGGAGACUCAACCAGCGCGGACCAGGAGGCGGUGUCGUUGUCGCUGACGUCGGAGCUGAGCGCUCUGGAGCUGGCGUCGGAGCAGAGCCGCCUGUGGCCCACGCUGACCAAGGAGCUCCAGCAGGAGCGCGUGCAGAAGGAGGAGAGCACGGUCUUCAGCCAGGCCAUCCACUACGCCAACCGCAUGAGCUACCUGCUGCUGCCGCUCGACACCAGCAAGAACCGCCUGCUGCGCAACACCGGCCUGGGGGACAUCGAGAGCGUCAGCAACAGCUACCUCACCAACAGCAUCACAGGCAGCAUGGCUGAGAGCUAUGACACGGAGAGUGGCUUCGAGGACGCAGAGACGUCAGACGUGGCCAACUCCGUGGUGCGCUUCAUCAACCGCUUCGUGGACAAAGUGUGUAACGAGAGCGGAGUCACCAACGAUCACCUGAAGGCACUACACACCAUGAUCCCAGACAUCGUCCAGAUGCACAUCGAGACACUGGACGCUGUGCACCGGGAGAGUAAGCGGCUGCCGCCCAUCCAAAAGCCUAAGUUGCUGCGGCCCAUCCUGCUGCCCGGUGAGGAGCUGGUGAUGGACGGCAUGCGUGUGCACCUGGUGUCUGACGGCCGAGAGGAGGCCACGGGGCUGAUGGGAGGCCCGCCGCUGCUGCCCGCAGAGGGCGCCAUCUUCCUCACCAACUACCGCCUCAUCUUCAAGGGCACGCCCAACGACCCGCUGGUGGGGGAGCAGGUGGUGACGCGGUCGUUCCCUGUAGCGUCUCUGACGAAAGAGAAGCGCAUCCAGGUCACCCUCCCCAUGGAACAGUUCCUCCAGGACGGCCUGCAGCUCCGCUCCUGCACCUUCCAGCUAAUGAAGGUGGCAUUUGAUGAGGAGGUGGCGUCGGACCUGGCGGAGGUCUUCCGGAAGCAUCUGCAUAAGCUGCGCUACCCCCAGCAUGUGCAGGGCACCUUCGCCUUCACCGUGGGCCAGUCAGCCAAGCUGGUGGUGGAGCACAAGACCAAGGACAAGAACCAGUCCCUCAAAACCCUCUCUAAAAACCUGGUGAAGACUGCAAAGCGUACGAUUGGCCGACAGUACGUGACGCGGAAGAAGUACACACCGCCCACUUGGGAGAACCGCAGCAGCCUGCCAUCAGAGCUGGACGAGGACGAGAUCUCAGUGUGUGAAGAGCCGGACCAGAGCUCCCUGACGCUCUCCUCCACCAUCCGCUCUUCGGACCGCCAGACCAUGAGCAAUGUGGUGGAGCGCGCCUGUUGCCGUGACUACCAGCGGCUGGGACUGGGCACGCUCAGUAACAGCCUGACGCGCUCCAAGAACGAGCCCUUCCGCAUCUCCACCGUCAACCGCAUGUACACCGUCUGCAGGAGUUACCCGGGGCUGCUGAUCGUGCCCCAGAGUGUUCCAGACUCCACCAUCCAGCGGAUCUCGCGCUGCUACCGGCAGAACCGGUUCCCCGUGGUGUGCUGGCGGAACUCGCGCACCAAAGCAGUUCUGCUGCGCUCGGCCGGCCACAACGCCAAAGGGGUGGUGGGCUUCUUCAAGUCCCCCAACGCCCCAACCGCAGGUCCUUCUCAGGCUGACUCUACGAGUCUGGAGCAGGAGAAGUACCUGCAGGCCAUUGUCAGCUCCAUGCCCUCCUACAGCGAGGCCACCGGCAGAAACACACUCAGCGGAUUCACCUCCACACACAUGAGCUCUUCAGACUCAAGUGAUAAGUUGCGGCAACCCAAGAUUGGUGCUCUGAUGAAACAGGUGAUGGGGGGCAGAGAGGACAUGCCUGGAACGUUUAGCAGAGGAGCUCUGGGUCAGAAGGCGAGGGUGGUGUCUCUCACCCCGCCACGAGUCUCGGCCAACCGCACGCCCCGAGGUAAGUGGGGCAGUAUCAGAGGCAGCGGACGCCUCAGUGCCUACAACCCUGACGUGGGGAACCGUCUGGCGAAAGACUCUCCCCAGCCCAACGGAGGCCCCGCAGACACCUUCUUCAGACAGCAGAGGGCCUACCUCUACAUCAUCGGAGACAAGGCCCAGCUUAAGGGCGGGAAGCAGGACUCGUUCCAGCAGUGGGAGCUGGUGCCCAUCGAGGUGUGUGACGUGCGGCAGGUGAAGAACAGCUUCAAGAAGCUGAUGAAGGCCUGCGUGCCCUCGUCCUCCACCAGCGACCCCAGCAUGUCCUUCCACCGCUGCCUGGAGGAGUCCGAGUGGAUGUGCCUGUUACACAGAGUGCUGCAGGUGUCAGUGUUGGUGGUGGAGCUGCUGGACUCGGGCUCUUCUGUGAUGGUCAGCCUAGAGGACGGAUGGGACGUCACCACUCAGGUGGUGUCUCUGGUGCAGCUGUUGUCUGACCCCUACUACCGGACGUUCGACGGCUUCCGGCUGCUGGUGGAGAAGGAGUGGCUGUCGUUCGGCCAUCGCUUCAGUCACCGCGGCGGCCAAACACUGGCCAGCCAGAGCAGCGGCUUCACCCCUGUCUUCCUGCAGUUCCUUGACUGCGUGCACCAGAUCCACCUUCAGUUCCCCAUGGAGUUUGAGUUCAGUCAGUAUUACCUGAAGUUCCUGGCUUACCACCAUGUGUCCAACCGCUUCCGGACCUUUCUACUCGACUCCGACUACGAACGCAUUGAGCUGGGAGUGUUGUAUGAGGAGAAGGGCGAGCGUAAGAACCCACAGGUGUGUAAGACGGUGUGGGACUACAUCGAGCGGCUCAACAAGAAGACGCCCAUCCUCUAUAACUACAUGUUCGCCCCGGAGGACGAGGAGGUGCUGAAGCCCUACAGCUUCAUCUCCAACCUGAAGGUGUGGGACUUCUACACGGAGGAGACGCUGGCCGAGGGCCCGUCCUUCGACUGGGAGCUGGCCCGUGGGCGGCAGGAGCGCGUCGCCGAGGACACCGCUGCCGAGCGACCCGAGACCCAGCCCAAGUCGCAGCGGCGCGUUGUGUGGCCGUGCUAUGACAACUGCAGCAGGGUCACGCCCGACGCCAUCACCAAGCUGCUGCUGGAGGUGCAUGCGCUGGAGCUGGAGCUGGGGCAGCUGUCUGACAAGUGGAAGGACACCUGGGACAAGAUCAAGACCACCCAGAGAACUGAGACCAAACUGGAGAGCAGGCACUCGUUCUCCAGCUCGCUGCUGAUGUCGUCCAACCUGAGCCACCAGCGGCGCUCGCAGGGCGUGUACCUGCAGGAGAGCGGCGUGGGCUCCUCCAUCAACCUGUCCAUGGACUGCGAGGCCUCGGCCGGGUCCACGCCGGCAGCGGGCCGCACCAGCACCAGCACCCUCUACUCGCAGUUCCAGAGCACGGAGAGCGAGAACAGGAGCUAUGAAGGUAUCCUUUACAAGAAGGGGGCGCUGCUCAAGCCAUGGAAGCCCCGCUGGUUCGUCCUGGACAAGACCAAACACCAGUUGCGUUACUAUGAGUCUCGUAAGGAUAAGGAGUGCAAGGGGAUGAUUGAGCUGGCGGAGGUGGAGGCUGUCAUUCCCAGCAUGCACACCAUGGGGGCGCCCAAGCAAAUUGAGGAGAAAUCCUUCUUCGACCUAAAGACGACCAAACGUGUGUAUAACUUCUGUGCCGAGGACAGCCAGAAUGCUGUGUUGUGGAUGGACAGUAUUCAGAGCUGCCUCUCGGACGCGUAGGAGGGGACGGGCCUCAGCGCCAAAUGAUCGACCAAUCACACCUUUCAGCCACAUCGCACGAGCCCGUCCUCCGGGGGGGUCUCUUGACGGACAGCUCUGUGGGGCCAAUCACUUGAGUCCCCGCCCCCGGCGGAUGGGUGGAGACUGAUGUGGCGUUGGGCGGGCCUUCAGCGUGAGGCGCUCUCUGUUUGGUGUUUCCUGUCGAACUUUGAUGAUGUCACAUCACCAUGUCUCUGUGUUGAUUUUUUUUUUAAUGAAAGAAAGAAAAAAAAGAGAAAAAAAAAAAAAGAGAAAAGAAAAGCCCCCUGAAUUCUUGGCUGGCCUUAAUCUACCCCUCCUGUUAAACACACGCUCACACACUCACACACACACACAUGUACACAGGUGAGUGUGAGUGUGUGUGUGUUUGUGUGUAUGUAUAUGUAUAUGCAUCAGUCUCACUAACCACUAGCCCAACUGACCCUACUUUGCAGAGGAUUUUAAGGCAUGAUGUCACUCUAAAUCCAGUUUACUGAAGCAGGGGCACCAGUGUGGACCAGCAUGCACCACUACCACACCCCCCCCCCCCCCCCCCCCCCCCUCCACUGCCCCAAAAACAUGGGACAGAGACAGAGACUUGCCCCGUGGCCACGGUGAUACCCAUAUUACCCCAUGCCCCCCUCCUGUCCUGAUCUCACAGCUCUGCACUGCCAGCGGAGCAACGGUUAAACACACACACACACACCCCCACACACACACUGCCGAACCCUCCCUUUAUUCUGUGGCGUCGCGGCUAUGCUCCUUUUGCUUUGGCUUUGCACAAGUCCAGCGGGUCAUGAAGGACUUUUACUCUGAAAUGUGUUUUCUUCCCCCCCCUCCUCUCUCUCCCUCUCGUGUGUGAAAGGAGGAAGGUCGGAGUGGACGCUGGACGCUCGUCAGCACCCUCUGCUGAGCAAAGCUUGUAUUAUUCUUCCCACCUCGGGACCAUCUCUUGGCUUUCCCCGCUCACUCUCGUGCCAGUUGGAGAUUACCUGUGCUCAGAUUGUUCGCUCGUUUACAGUGAAGUCACUCCAGUUUCUCCUCAGCAAGCAGAUAUAUACGCAGAAAACCACUUUAUUACACAACUGAAGGGACGAUGCAAGGAAAAGGGAGGGAUAUAUUUUGAUAGUAAAUUUAUGUAUAGAAUGAAUCGUUAAAUAAUACCUUUUAAGAUGGGGUGUUGGCAGCGCCUAAAGUAAAGGGGUAGGGCAGUGUUGGUGUCUUUUACAUCCCAUAAUGAUGCAAGGCUGUAGUUGGCUGUUGCGACCAUUCUCCGUAGAAAGGAUAGAGUUCAAAAGGUCAGAAGCGGACUGACCAAUAGUUGUUUUAAAAGCUGUUUCGUGCGAACCCAGCUGUCGUCAUGGCAACGCAUACACAUCUUGUUACACAUUUCUGAAGCCGGCAUAGAAACAGCAGCAGUGGAACCAGCGGUGCAGGGCAGUGGAGGUGUCUGCUCUUAGGGCUCAUGGACUUGAUAGGGGGGCAUGAAGACAAACACACAAACACACACAAAUCACUGUGUGUAGACUCACUGUAUGUAGAAUGCGUGUGUGUGUGUGUUUGCAUUUGUUCUGUCUCAAUGUCGCCCUGGUUGUUACACAGCGAAUGGGUCGUCACUGGUUCAGUUCUGCCCUGUGAGUGUGUGUGUGUGUGUGAGUGAGAGAGAGAGAGAGAGAGAGAGAGAAGACUUCAUCCGCUGUAUUCAGCAUGUCUUCCAGAAACAGUGUUUUAGCCUGUUAGCCUCAGCCUGCAGGCCAGCACAGAAGGAGUGUGUGCGUUCCGCUGCAGUGUUUUCCCCUCAGCCAGGAGAUGUAGCCAUUAGCGAUUUUUAGCCAAGCCAUUAGUUUGUUGGUCUGUCUGUUUUCCCCCCCGCUGGGCUAUCUCAAUAUGCCGAAAAAGUAUCACCUGUUUAUCGUACCUAUCAACUUUCCUCCACUCCAUUUAACGGUGCAACCACAAGAACCCAGCUAGUUCCACUCAUCUCUUGACACACGUGCAUAUACACACACAUGCAGUUGACAUUACAGUGUAAAAUAAGGUUGUACUGCUGUUUCAUUGAACUUUUUUUGUUUUUCGAAUUGUAGAUUUUUGUUCUAAUAACGGCUUUGUAUAUACUACUCAGAGUUGUAUGUAACAUUUAUGGUAGUAAUUUAUUUAACUUUUUUUUGUCUUCUUAAGAAACAAAAGUUCUUUUCAAGCACCUCUGUUUUUGAGUUAGAUAAAUCAAAUAUGUGCCAUUUGUUUAUCUCUGUAUUAACGUGACUAAUGCUUUUGUUUUUUGAAGACUUUAAAUACUGCUAAUGGGUAAAAAAAAACACAAAAAAAAACCUAAUUGUGUCGUUUUAAAGAAGUUGGUUUAAAAUGGUGGUCCUAAUUCUCCCUUGUGUGCCCAUGAAGAGAGGAGUGUGUGGAAGAGGCAAUGCAUCAGACUGAGUUUUGUUGCUACCAUGGUGAUUUUUUUUGUUUUGUUUUUCCAACAGUUACGGUUUGGUUUAUGAGUUUGGGGGCUUUACUCUCUCGCACUCUUAACACAGACGACACACAUUUCACAGGCCUACCCUGAUUUCUUCACAGUUUUUUGAUGCACAAUCUCCUCAACUUUCCUGCAGAACAAAAAAGCAAUUAGAACAUUUUUUUUGUUUGGUUCUCGUUCCCUCCUUCUUUUUUUUUAAAGAAAUAGAAAUUUUCUUCUGAGCCGGGUUCUUUUUUGUCAAUCAUGUAAAAUAUUUUUUAGGAUUAAAAAUGAAAACACGGUGAGUUUCAUUGUCACUGGGCCUUGUUUUUGUUUCGUUUUUUAAUUUUUAAUUGUAUGUCUCUUCUCUGCUUCCAAGGCGUCUUGUGUGAGUCAUACUAGUUCGGUUUCCUGUUUGUUUUGUAAAGUGUUCUUUCUUUCUUCAUUUCGUUUUUUUGGAAUCCAAACAGAAGACCCUCAGGUCCGCUCCCCCUCCUCCUGCUCCUUUGUCUAUCCUGAGGGAAUGUCCACCCGUGCUGUACAGUCCUCAGUCCUUUAAUAAACGCUGAUGGUAGGCCAUUAAACAGCUGCACAGAAGUUCCCAUCUGAUGAUUUACAUCCCCCAUUUGUCCUCAGUCCAACACGGGUCUCAAUGUCUGAUCCUCAUAGGGACCAGUAUAAGGGAUAUGUAAGGUUGGGCUAAGGUAAGGGUGGGUUCAGUCCGUCUCCUACCUGAUGAUUUACCCCUAUCCCUCUCUGCCGUGCAUUAGAAUUAAGGAGACGUGUUUGAAGUAACGUGGUGCAACUAGACCAGUGGUUUUCCUAAACAUGCUUUCCAUCUGCCCUGCUGUGUGUCCCCGAUGAUCUCAUCCCCUGAUUAGCCAAACACCUUUAAUAAAGAGCAUGUAAAUUACA